AUGGCUCGGCGAAUGAACCUACUGAAUAUUGAAAAGAACAUCCAAAAUUUAUGGAAGGAACAUAAUGUGUACGAAAAAGAAUUCAUCGAUAAUAAUGAGUCGAGGUUCACGGGUAAUUUCCCCUACCCAUACAUGAAUGGGUUGUUACACAUAGGUCAUGCCUUCACAUUGAGCAAGUUGGAGUUCCUGGUCCGUUACAAAAAUAUGACGUGUCAGAAUGUGCUGCUUCCAUUUGCUUUCCACUGCACAGGCACACCGAUCGUUGUGUGUGCAGACAAAUUGAAGAACGAGUUAAAGGGAAAAGUCUUGGGAAAAUCCCCAGAUGGUAGUAAAAACGAAAUUAGCAAUGAUCACCACGUGGGAGAAGCCAACCUUGUUGAGACCGCCCAAUUGGAACAAGAAUCAGGGAAGAAGAAACAGACAGACGCAACGGUCUUCAGGUCCAACAAAAGUAAACAACAGUCAAAAGGAUCUAAGCAAAACACGCAGUACGAAAUUAUGAAACAAAUGGAUAUAAGCGAUGAAGAAAUCCACCACUUUCAGAAGCCACAAUAUUGGUGCUAUUAUUUUUCCUCCAAAGCGAAGGAUCAUUUGAGUUCUUUGGGUCUUUUCUGCGACUGGAGGAGGUCCUUCAUCACCACGAAUAUGAAUCCAUACUACGAUAAAUUCGUGAAUUGGCAUUUCAACACCCUUUAUAAGAAGAACCUAAUUUACUACGGAAGCAGAAUGACCAUUUUCAGUCGAGUCAACAACCAGGCCUGUGCAGAUCACGAAAGGUCAGAAGGAGAGGGAGUCAAGUGUCAAGAAUUUACCCUCCUCAAAAUAUAUGUACAUGAUUCUAAGGAAUUUUUUCAAAUUUAUUCAAAAAAUGUAAAAAAGAAUGAAAACGAUUUUUUAAAAAAUAAUAUUAUGAUGAGUGAAGACUUUUUUAGCCAAAAAAAAAUUGUCCUUCUUGCUAGUACCCUGAAACCAGAGACAGCUUAUGGGCAGAAUUAUACCUUCGUGAAUCCAACUGAAUAUUACUACGUUACGUUAGGGUUCAACAAACAGAGGCUGCACUAUGGGGACAAGAAUUACGUGAACAACGUCAUGACGAGGGAAGAAAUAAUGGAUGCGUGUGAGAAUGUCUACAUAUGCUCAGAGAACAGUUUGUACAAUUUGGCUUACCAGGGCGUAAUACCGAUGCUUAGCAAGGGUUGUGGUGGAUCGUCCAAGUUGACCGGUCAAUCAAAGGACGCCCGCUCUGGAGAUGACGUCUUAUCCCCCCUUAGCGACCUUUUCAUUUUGAUGAAAAUAAAAGGGGAAGAACUAGUCGGUCUGAGGACCUACUCAAAUUUGUCAAAAAAAAAAGAUUUAUAUAUUCUCCCAAUGACCACAAUCAAAAUGAAUAUAGCAACAGCGAUUGUUCCAUGUGUAUCCAGUGACAGUGCAGACGACUAUGCCUGUCUACAAGAUAUACAAAGGAAGCAGGCAUACUACUGCGAAAAGUACAACCUGAAGGAAGAUUUCCUGCACAAUGAAAGUUUCUCCUGUAUUCAGUUACCAGAUAUAGGGGACAACACGGGAAAGUACUUCUACGAAUUGGAAAAAAUAUCUUCCUAUAAGGAUGCCAAGUUGCAGAAGGUUAAAGAGACCCUAUACAAGAAACAAUACUUUGAAGGCACCAUGACGGUGGAACCAUAUAAGGGCAUGAAAAUUUACAACUGUAGAAAGCUGGUUAAGCAGUACAUAGUAAAAAAUAAUGAGGGAUUCCUAUACAGCGAACCGGAGGUGCUAGUCAUCGACAGGAACAACGUCAAGUGUAUUGCUGCUCUGUGCAACCAGUGGUACAUCAACUAUGGUAAUUUGGAUUUUAAAAAAGACGUCCUGAUUCAGAUGAAGAAGAACAACUUCCAGACGUAUAAUGAGGUUCUGCACAAGCAAUUGCAGCACGUGAUUUUUUGGCUGGACGACUGGUCCUGCAGCAGGGCCUAUGGGUUGGGUACACACAUGCCCAAUUUUAAUGCGCUACAGGGGGGUACUGACGGUGCUGCACAACAUAACAGUCACAGUGCUAACGAACACACCAAUGAGGGGGUUACCCAACCUGGUGCCGACUCUGAGAAGGAGCUUAUCGAAAGUCUGUCCGACUCGACCAUCUACAUGGCGUACUACACGAUCAGCCACUUCCUGCAGGGCAACGUGGAUGGAAGUGUGCCUGGUCUCCUCGAUAUCGACGCAGCGGAUCUGAACGAUGCCUUCUUCGACUACGUCUUCGACAUAAGUGAUGACACGGAAAAAAUCAGCAAAAAUAUUAGUCUAGAGAAAUUGCAAAGAAUGAGAAGGGAGUUCCAGUAUUGGUACCCGUUCGACGUGAGAAUAUCAGGAAAAGACUUAAUCUUUAACCACUUAACAAUGGCUUUAUUUAACCACGUAGCUAUUUGGGGAGACAAAACAUACAACAAUAAACAGAAGGAGACGAAUGAUGAGAAGAGCAUCCUAGAACGACAAGGAGAAAUUAUGAACCAAAUUGAUCAGCUCGAUUUGGAUGCACACAAGACGGUGAAAUAUUUUCCUAAAUCCUUUUUCUGUAACGGGCACGUCCUAGUAAAUAAAGAGAAAAUGUCUAAAAGUAAGGGAAAUUUUAUUACCCUAAAGGAGAGCAUAAAUUUGUACACAAGUGAUGGGACUAGAAUCGCCUUGGCAGAUGCAGGAGAUUCCAUCGAAGACGCAAACUUCAACACGGAUACAGCAAAUAGCGCCAUUAUGAAGUUGUAUAAUCUGAUUAACUUUUCCAUCGAGACGAAAAAUAACGUUUACAUUUUUCGAUGUGGAGAGAAAACUUUUAUUGACUCGAUUUUCGAAAAUGAAAUAAACUACCUCACCAAUAAGUGUAAGGAGGCGUAUGAGAAGCUGCUCUUCAGGGAUGUCCUGAAGUAUGGCUUCUACGACAUGCUACUUAAAAGGGACACCUACCGAAUUAUGUGUGACAAAAUUCACAUGCACAAGGAGACAGUAAACUUUUUCAUAGAAAGGAUUUGUCUGAUAAUCAACCCCCUCAUUCCCCACGUCACGGAACACAUUUGGACGUACAUUUUAAAGAAGGAGGAUUUUCUCGUCAACCAAAAGUGGCCCUCCUCCGACAACACCAGCUAUUCCAUCGUCAUGCACAAGCAGUACAACAAUCUGCUCAACGUGGUGGAAAUUUUUAGGAAGUCCUACGAUAAGGUCAUGAAUAAAAAUAACAAGCUGAAGGGCGCCAAGAAUACACGUAACGGUACCGGAAGCGGGGCGAAACGUGCACCAGAUGAAAAAGGUGUAGCUGAGGAACAGAAGUCGGAAGAGUACAAGGAGGACGACGAUGAGGGAACCAAAUUCAAAGCCAUCGUCUACGUUGCCAAGGAGUACAACGACACGCAAAAAAAAAUCAUCGAAAUUCUUAACCGAAUUAUUAACAACAGUGAGGAUAAGAAGCUACCCACCAAUUACAUAAACCUUUUGGUACAAAAUGACUACGUAAAUAAAUUGCCAAAAAAUGAAAAAAAGGAAAUCUUAAGUUUUGCUACUUUUCUAGUCAAGGACAACGUUACGCUCAACAACAACCAGUACGAGCUGAGUCUCCCCUAUGAUGAAAUACAACUCAUAAAAAACAACGUAGAAUUUAUUAGGAGGAGCCUAAACCUGGGCGACAUUCACAUUAUGGAAAAUACAAAUAAAUCCCCCAUUGACGAUACAGAUAUUUAUAAGUUAGCCAACCCGGGGAAUCCAUCCAUUUUUAUGUACACCACGGAAUCAUAA
Molecule: messenger RNA, 3777 nt
Organism: Plasmodium coatneyi
Lineage: Eukaryota; Apicomplexa; Aconoidasida; Haemosporida; Plasmodiidae
Product: Leucyl-trna synthetase
Exons: 1
Coding region: 1-3777 (1258 amino acids)
Biological process (GO): leucyl-tRNA aminoacylation
Molecular function (GO): aminoacyl-tRNA deacylase activity; leucine-tRNA ligase activity; ATP binding
Source: RefSeq, a predicted model, not a curated record